CAAAGAACUACUUCCUCCACUAACAACCGAACAAGAUUUCAUCGAUUCGAAAACGAAAAAAACCAUUAACAUACAGUAACAAAAGUUUAUCAUCAUCAGCAUCAACCAUGUCUCCUUCUUCCGACAAUAAUAGAGUACAGAGACAGGUAAUCAAGAAUUUUUUAGCAAAGCUUCAGAAAGAAGGCGAAGGGGCUCUUGUAAGAAAUGUCAUCACAGAGAUUGACCAGGAGUUAUUGGACCCGUUCGUGUUGCUAGUUGAAUUUUCCUUUUCGCUUUUAGCUGGAUUCCCUGAUCAUCCUCACCGAGGUUUUGAAAGUGUUACAUACAUGCUACAGGUCAUAAAAGUACAAUCCAAGCCGGAGGUGUUCAGGAUUGAGCCUAAAUAUCAAGAACUAUCGAGUUUAGACAUCCCAAGAGCAGAAGAAAACGGAGUUAAGGUCAAAGUCAUAGCCGGAGAUUCAAUGGGAAUCAAGUCUCCUUUCUACACAACAACACCAAUCAUGUUCCUUGACUUUACCCUCAAGCCAGGAUCUCAAACCCACCAGACCGUUCCUGAAUCAUGGACCGCGUUCGCCUACAUAAUAGAAGGCGAUGAGGGUGUGUUCGGUUCCUCGAACUCUUCCGCUAUAUCGGCGCACCAUGUUGUAGUGUUUGGACCAGGGGAUUUAGUUAGCGUGUGGAACAAGUCAACUACUAGGUCAUUGAGAUUUCUGUUGAUUGCAGGGGAACCAAUCGGUGAGCCUGUGGUUCAGUGUGGUCCUUUUGUGAUGAAUUCGCAGGCUGAGAUCGAUACCGCUUUUGAGGACUACCAGAAUGCUACGAACGGGUUUGAGUUGGCUAAGGGUUUGAACAUGUUUGAAAUGCCCAAGGGUUUGAAAGGGUCACAGUGAAAAAAGUUUUUAAACAAAAACCAUUUGAAUCCUCUCUUUCGGAAAGUUGAUUCGACUCGAGAUUGCAAUUUACAACUUUGACUACAACUCAAUCUAUUUCGUUAAAAAAAGAGGAUUUAAUUUUCCUCCUUUAUGUUGACAAUUUCAAUUAUAUCUAUCAUCCUUCUGGGAUAACAGAUGCUUUGUAUGUGGAUCUUAUAAAUUCUUGCUAAUGAAAAUAUGAUUCUUGGAAAAAAA
This is a messenger RNA of Thlaspi arvense, 1127 nucleotides long. NCBI's taxonomy places the organism in Eukaryota, Viridiplantae, Streptophyta, Magnoliopsida, Brassicales, Brassicaceae. The record is from the annotation of a GenBank genome assembly.